GUAUUUUCCCGUUCCCCACCUUCUGCUAUCAUGUAAAUUUUUAUGUCAUCAAGCGGCACAAAAUAGAGAAAACAGAAACUCCCCCUUCACAGUAAAAAUCGACCAUAACACGAUAUUAUUAAUUAAAGCGCGCAUAGAAUUACACGCAGCACGUGCCACUUGCCCAUUCGCUUUCCCCCUGCUUCACCUGCUCAGCAUACCAAGAUGUCAACACGUCGCCAGGCCAUCACGCUGUACCGGAAUUUAAUGCGGGAAUCUGAAAAGCUGCCUGCUUACAACUUUAGAAUGUACGCUGUUCGCAAGAUACGCGACACAUUCCGCGCCAACAAGGCCAUCCGAGACUUUGCUGAAAUCGAUCGAAAAAUGGAGGCCGGCAAACAGAAUCUGGAGCUGAUACGGCGGCAGGUCAUCAUCGGCCACCUCUACACGGCGGACAAGCUGGUGAUCGAGAACAAGAAAACACUAAGCCCCUUGGAUGACUGAGAGGAUGCCACCAAGGAGGGCUUGCCCCUGGUGUACAAAAGCCUGUUCUCAGAUUAAUAAUAUAUAUAUUUACAACUCGAAAGACUCGUUACUACACAAUUCUAACUGGAUAAAGCUUUUUGCUCAUUGUUGAUGAUUUUAUGGAAGCCAAGUUAUAUAUGUAGGCCUUAUUUUUGAACCACCAAUGAAGGAAUCGCUAUAGUUUGCUAGCAAAAAAACACCAA
Molecule: messenger RNA, 707 nt
Organism: Drosophila pseudoobscura
Lineage: Eukaryota; Metazoa; Arthropoda; Insecta; Diptera; Drosophilidae
Gene: bcn92
Product: LYR motif-containing protein bcn92
Exons: 3
Coding region: 205-483 (92 amino acids)
Biological process (GO): iron-sulfur cluster assembly
Cellular component (GO): L-cysteine desulfurase complex; mitochondrion
Source: RefSeq, a predicted model, not a curated record